Messenger RNA from Trematomus bernacchii (emerald rockcod), 1866 nucleotides. RefSeq names its product protein ANTAGONIST OF LIKE HETEROCHROMATIN PROTEIN 1-like. Lineage: Eukaryota; Metazoa; Chordata; Actinopteri; Perciformes; Nototheniidae. The record is from RefSeq and is a predicted model, not a curated record. The transcript is spliced from 2 exons. The coding region runs from base 299 to 1771 and encodes 490 amino acids.
AAGCCAGCUCAGUCCCAACGAUGCGCUGAGCAGCCUUCACCACCCGUUGCAGGUCCUUCCACUCUGCAGCUGGUGUACCACACAGUUAUGCAGCUGGUCAGGGUGCUUUCAAUAGUCGACCGAUAGAAGUUUACCAGCAGUUUUUGUGGAAGCCUGGCCUGUCUCAGUUUCCUCAGGAAAAACAGUCUCUGCUGUGCCUUUUUCACCAGGUUUGAGGUCCAAGUUAAAUGAUUGGAGAUGUUGACUCCAAGGAACCGUAGGUCCUCCACACUCUCCACUGCUUCUCUGUGGAGGGGAGAUGGACCAGCUAGUCUUAUUGCGCAUUUCCACCACACGGUCGGCCUCGGCCACGCUCGGUACUGCUUGGCCGCGUUGGGCCUUAACAGGGCCGGCUCACUUCAUGCUGCGCUUCCAUUACAGUUUAGGAACUGGGGUAGUUACUAUAGUAACGCAGUGUAGGCGGAGCGACGCUGCAUACAACUGCCGUGACGUCAUCUUCAAUGCGACACAACUCACGAAACACGCAACAUUGGAGGAUGUGGAUGCCAUCGUUUCCUUGUUUCUGUGUCUGUGGUGUUUUAUCACAGCAAGAAGGAACACUUUCUUUCGGAAAAGGCGGCUUAUAGCAAGACGUAAUAGAGAAGAAGCUCAUGGGAGACUUAUGGCAAUCGCAGAAAGCGGCAGAGACUACUCCAGCACGACUCAACGCUACUCGAAGUUAGGUCGCCGCCGCAGACCAUGUGUUUGGAUGCUCGACCGAGCUACCGAGUGGUGGGGUGUGAUUGUUCCAUCUUUCACAGACACUCAGUUGGUCGAGAACUUCAGGAUGUCAGAGGAAACCUACGUCUACCUGUGCAACAAACUGCGGCCAGCGAUGGAGAGACAGGACACAGCAUUCCGCAAGUGUAUACCUCUAAAGAAGAGGGUGGCCAUCGCACUGUGGAAGCUUGCGACCGGCUCAGAGUACAGAAGCAUUGGACAUCUUUUCGGAGUGAGCAACACAACUGUGUGCCGGUGUGUGCAAGACUUCUGUGCUGCUGCAGAGACGUUGUUAGUACCGGAACUAAUUUGUUCACCAGACCGGGAGAAGUUUGCAGAAAUGGCCGGCUACACUGAGAACAGGUGGGGGCUCCCACAGUGUGUAGGUGCUAUUGAUGGAUCACACAUACCCAUCUUGGCACCACAGGAAUACCACUGCGACUAUUUCAACCGUAAAGGCUGGCACUCCAUCAUCCUUCAAGGAGUUGUAGAUGGAAAGGGACAUUUCUGGAAUGUGUUUGCAGGAAUGCCUGGGAGCUUGCAUGAUGCUCGGGUUUUGAGGCUGUCCUCAUUGUGGGAGUUGGCCAGUCGAGGCAACUACUUUCCACCUUGCACCAGGAACAUUGGUGGGGUGAAUGCUGGCUAUUACAUCCUGGGAGACAAUGCCUAUCCCUUGCAAAACUGGCUCAUGAAAACGUUCCCUGACAAUAGACAGCUGACAGCAGAACAUGUGAUCUACAACAAGAACAUUUGCAGAGCACGGGUAGUGGUCGAAAAUGCUUUUGGUAGACUGAAGGGAAGGUGGCGUUGCCUCAUGAAAAGAAAUGACUGUGAUGUCAAACUUGUGAAAUCUAUGGUGCUGACAUGCUGUGCUCUGCAUAACCUCUGCGAGAGUCAUGAAGAGGCCUAUGAUGAUGAAUGGGAUGCACCAGCAGCAGCAGUGGCACAAGGUGCAGAGGAGGGGGUCACUGAAAUAAGAGAGGGUUUGAUGCGCUACCUGAAUAGCAAUUGAAAGAUUGUGGGCCAUUAAGGGUAGUGACAUUUUGUUUUGUGUUUAUUAUUACUACAUUGUGUUGAACAUAAAUAAAUAUUUUUUUCUCUUUCACA